AUGCCAGCGCCAACCCCAGUGACUGUUCCUACAUUUGAUCCCGUGUCAAUAUCUACUCCGCCUGCCCCGUCAACCAUCUCCGAGCCUGAUUUUGCACCUGCAACCACAUCGAGUAAUGUUCUCUCAUUGGGCAAUGCACCCGCAAGCACAAGCGCCAGCGGCGCUAGCCUAGGAAGCACCGACUUGCCUCUGACAUUUAUGCUCAACGGGUUGUUCAAAAACACAGGUUUGGGCAAACUCGACACAGUAGGGGAACAUUCAGGCGAGUCGCUGCCAUUUGGGUUGCAUUUCAGCCCGACACACGACUCAACGGUUAACGAUAUGUGGUCUAAGAGCCACGGGGGCAGCCACUGGGAGACAAGCAGCGGCACGAGCUGGAGUAAGGGCCUGCAUACUGCACACCAUAGCAAAUCCAGCCAAGACAACAACAAAAUGACCGACGACUAUGACAUGUACGACCUUUCUGGGCUUGAUAACUCUGCUGGAAAGUCAGCUACCAUGUCGCUGGUCGCCAUUGUUCUGUCGCUGAUCAGCCUGGUUGCUGCUUGA
Kickxella alabastrina is the source of this 549-nucleotide messenger RNA. RefSeq lists its product as uncharacterized. The record is from RefSeq and is a predicted model, not a curated record. Bases 1 to 549 code for a protein of 182 amino acids. NCBI's taxonomy places the organism in Eukaryota, Fungi, Kickxellomycota, Kickxellomycetes, Kickxellales, Kickxellaceae. The transcript has a single exon.